Molecule: messenger RNA, 2466 nt
Organism: Fusarium coffeatum
Lineage: Eukaryota; Fungi; Ascomycota; Sordariomycetes; Hypocreales; Nectriaceae
Exons: 3
Coding region: 1-2466 (821 amino acids)
Biological process (GO): TORC2 signaling
Cellular component (GO): TORC2 complex; cytoplasm; plasma membrane
Molecular function (GO): phosphatidylinositol-4,5-bisphosphate binding
Source: RefSeq, a predicted model, not a curated record
AUGUCAGUCAUUCAACUAGAAGAACUCGUCUCUUAUCAACUACGUACCAGUUAUCUCGACGAAAUUGCCGACGGCGUAGGAGAGCGACUACUUAACGUUAAUGAUGGCUUCAUAAACUCAGCUCCUUUCAAGGCUGCUGGCUGGCGGCCAAACUCCUCACACCAUAAGAGGACGCACUCGCCUCCAAUUCCUACUGCAAUUGCUUCUGAAUACUUCCAGGCGCCAAAGCAAGCCGGACUCACACUCGAGGAUGGAGAGGAGGAUGGCGGCAUGCUCACGGCGGCCGGGUCAGACACUAUGGGCCCGGGAAUGGCUACGAGGCGACGCAGGCGUCGCGAGCAGAUGGAAGAGGAGGAUAGCAGCGAUUUGAGCGACGAAAGUGACGAUGAUACAGACCAGAGGGCUGCACAGCAGAUCAAGUUCGCAAAGAUGCCGGUUAGAAACAGAGCAGGCUCGUCACCACUGCAAAACACCAACCUUCGUCAAGUCGGUGCUGUUUCACCAAGAGCCCCUCGCCGAGGCUCACAGUCAGCUUUAGGGACAGUCCAGGAGAGGCCACGUAGGGACACGGUCACAAGUAGCGAGAUAUCAUCCGAAAAUGAGACCGAUAUUCCUACGGUCCAGCGUCAUCGAGAGGCCGCACGCGCUGCAGCGAGAGCUGCAAAGCUUCAGGCCAGGAUUCUGGAGGAACCCUCACCCGGCAUCCAGCGAGCAGAUACAUCCCUCCUUCCGGAAGAAGAAGAGGACUCUGAUGAGGCUUCAGACAUGUCUGACGAUUAUGCCGAGAGUAUAGACUCGGCAUCGAUUCUCGACGGUGUUGAGAACGCCAUUAACGCAUCGCCUACUCGUCAGGUCGUGGGGACACCACCAAAGAAUUUUGUGCGACAGUCUACAAUUCGCAAAUCGAAGCCAUCGACACAUCCCAUCGUUCUUGGAACUCUACCUCCUCCUAGGCCAAUGAGUAUGAUUCGACCCUUGAGUGUUGCCCAACCGAAGAGUUUGCUCUCAGCCGCUCUUAAAGCCAAGGAUAAGAAGUCAUCCAUUCCUUUUCAAAAGUUUGCACAUUUCAGCGGACAGGGUACCCAGGGAUCUAUUGCCGUGCGUAUAUAUGCCCCUUUCUCAAAAAUGCCAAGCAAGCCAUUCCAGGUCCUCAUCCGGCCACGCGUCCACGAUGGACAAGGCGCCGAGAGGGUGGUGACAGUAGCAGACCUCAUCGGUCUGAGUCUGUACCGAUACAAUGAGGAGAAACUGGAACCCCCUUUGCCCAAGGGAAAACUUAAUAUCAACUGGUGGACUCUACGUAUGGUUGAAGAAGGUGGUGAAGUCGAUGAUGACUUCCCCCCCUUUGAGAGGACUAAACCUCUGAUGUCUUUCACUACGGUGAACAAUGCUGCGGCUCGAGGUGGAGGGCGCAUGCGAUCAAAUUCAACCGCCUACGACGACUUCGCACUGGCAGAGGCUUCAGAAGACGAGUAUCAUGAGAACAAAUCGCUGACGCCUCAAGAGGACGAGGAAGAGGAGCCAGUGACCUCACAGGAUAGCAGUGGCGGCGUAUCCCUUGAUUCCACACAGCCAGACGAGGACGCAACUCCUCGGGGCACUCCAGGGCCAAGUGUUAACUCAGUUCUUUCCAACCGGCCACGGCAAAAUCCCAUCGUUACAACAACCUAUCGAUCGAAUGCUCCUCCAGCAGACAUGCCACAAGCACCUGCUGCGGUACCCAACACGUCCCGAGGGCAGCAGAAGCUACUCCGAGUUCAUAUCAUGUCCUCAGACCUCGCACCAGGCCAGAUGGUAACACUUGAUGUUAUGACAGACACUUACUUGGCAGAGGUUCUGGACGUAGUCUGCCGGAAGAGACAGCUAGACAAAGCCAACCAUGUCCUCAAACUACCCAGUUCGGGGGCAGUCGUCAUGUUGGAUCGGCCUGUAUCUUCCAUUGGAAAUGUCUCGGACCUCGAGUUGUACCGAAGACGAUUCGCAACAGAUGGCCCGUUAACCAUGACCGGGUCGCCGAGCAGUUCGUCGCCAAAGACUUUGCCACUAGCUGAGCAAGCCAUGCAGAAGCGCAAGAAGUCGCAAACACCAAUGGUUGGUAGUCAUCCAUUGGCACGUGAGUCAAUGAAGCAGGAUGAGCUCAGCAAUGCCAGCUAUAAGAAAUACACCGUCUGGCGGAAACAGCCAAUGCGCAUCGUAGGUAUGAGCGAGCGCAUCCUGGUGAUAGACGGUGAGUAUAUACACAUCAUGCCAGCGUCUGGUGGUAAGGCGUUGCACGACGGUUCAGGCAAAACAACAACGGUGCACUUCAGCAACGUAGUUGGAUGCAAAGUACUUCGAAAGCAUCCGACAAACGUCAAGCUUGUUGUAUACAAAGCUACGGAAAGCAAACGAUACGAUUUUGAAGCCCGCAGUGCGCUGGAGGCGGCCGAGAUCGUGGAGGAACUCAAGAAAGGCAUGUUCAAAUGA